Messenger RNA from Yamadazyma tenuis ATCC 10573, 3664 nucleotides. The record is from RefSeq and is a predicted model, not a curated record. Lineage: Eukaryota; Fungi; Ascomycota; Pichiomycetes; Serinales; Debaryomycetaceae.
AUGACUGCCCCCGCCGAAGAAACACCACCACGGCAGCGGAAACGAACCAGAAUCUACGGCAGCUUUGCCUGCGACUUCCCUGACUGCUCCAAGCUGUUCACGCGACACGAUCACCUUCUCCGUCACAAACGAAAUCACAACCCACAAAACCGUCUUCCAUGUACUUGGCCUGGAUGCCAGCUUAUGUUCAACCGAUCAGACGUACGAGAACGCCACAUGAAACGGCACCUGCAGAGUUUACCGUACAAUAAAGAGAGCUUACCGUACGACAAACAGAAUAUUCCGUACGACAAACAGAGUUUACUGUACAACAAUACCAGCCUCGCCAGUACAAAACACCCAGACAUCAUAAAGGAAAACCAAACAAACUUGCAAAACACAAACGCAGGCCGUACUGUCACCACAAAUGGAACUGGAAUCAAUUCUCAGAUCAACACUAUGAGCUCUCAGGAUGUGCACAGCUCCAACAAUGGUGUCCCUGGCAUUCUCCCCUACACGGGAAAAAACCUUUCUCCGUCAGAUCUUAUCGAAUGGCUUUUCCACGAUGAUACCUCCCACGAUGGCUCCCACGACGGGUCUCACGAUACCCACGAUGGCCCAGUAUUCUCCCACCACUCGCCCAUAGAUUUCCGCCAGUCCUUCGACUUCCCAACCGGAGUUCUGCCCAUGUCGCUCCUCGAACUGAUGUUUGCAGUGCUGCCCGACUUUCCUCACUCCAACACCCGCAGAAGCAUCGACACCAAUGUACGAGACCGGUUGGUGGCUCUCGUGCCGGCCUUAAACACAAAUCCCGACUUUGGGGUGCCACAAAUAGAACGGUACCUCGACAUCUACUGGCUCAUUUUCCACCCUCAGUACCCGAUUUUACACCGACCUUCGUUCGAUAACACCACCGCGCCCCCAUUGCUCUUAUUGGCGAUGAUAAUGACAGGAGCCGGUCUCCUGGCGUGCACGGGAAUGCCUGAGCCGUUGCUCGAGAACCCCCACCGCUUGGCGGACGACAUCGCGGGGCCGCUCCGGUGGUUGAUAUUCGCCAGUCCCGCUUGUAUGCCACCAGCCACCGUGUGGGUGAUCCAAAGCCUUCUUCUUCUCGAGACCUAUGAAAUCACCAGCACGCUGCGAGCAUUGCACGAGCGGGCGUAUCUUCACCACGGCACAAAGGUCCAACUCCUCCGACGGUCGCCCAUUCUUGGAGGUGAUCCACUCAAGGACGACGUCGACGACGAGGCGUACCCCAACCAUGUGUGGAAGAAGUGGAUCGAGGUGGAAUCGAUGAAACGGGCGACGUUGAUGGCGUUCUAUCUUGAUACUGUCAAUGCCACCGUCUAUGGACAUGUGAUCAUAUUGUACGCCCAUCAGAUCAAGCUUCUGCUUCCGUGUGAAGAUGAUUUGUGGGAGUUUGAUAAUACCAAGCAGAAACCCGACUCGUUGGUGAGUGAAAAGCCUCCCAAGUUCUUGGUGGCUCUUCGCAAGCUUCUUCACCGACAGAAGGUCAAGACUCUGGCGUUCGGUAGAAAAAUUUUGUUGGCGGGUUUGCUUACAAUCAUGUUCCAGAUGCAGCAGAAGGAUUUACAGCUCUCGUUUUUGGAAUGGAACCAAAUGAAAGAUUCGUGGAAUGAAACCAUUUCUCUUGCAAUUGAUGUGUGGAGAACAGACAUAUGUUCUAAAGGUUGUUGCAAUACCGAAAAUUCACUCAGGUUCUCCGAGGAAGACAAGCAGAGACUCCCACCGAUGUUGAGAAUUGACGACAAGCGGUGCAAAUUCAGUCUUUAUCACAUUUCCCAAAUCUAUAUGAGGAUCACUCACUACGACUACAUCAUCUACGCUGGGGCACCAAGCCGUAUGAAUGUGAUAGCUGGAACCUCUGCCUAUGCGGUAGUGGAAAAGCGGGUUUCUAACUGGGCUAAGAGUGCCAAUGGCCGGAUUUCUGUGGUUCACGCCUACCUCUUCUUGUGUGAGAUGCUACUUUCUCCCGACAACGAAGAUAUCACGUAUUCAUACGAUCCAAACCUUGAUCCUUUCCUCCACCGGAAAAACAUCCUCGUCAGUGCUGUUUUAGUGGUAUUUGCCUACACGUUUGUGCUUGAAGGACCUGAAAACGACAUAUAUGACUCGAUCACCGGAGAUUACUAUCCUGACAAAGAAGAUGGGUAUGCGUACCUUAAAAGGAUCAGAAGAGAGCUUUCAAGCAAGGUGACCCGAUUCCACACUAAUUCUGCUUCUACUAGCAGCCAAUUCCACGAAAACAUCAAGUUGUUCGCCAAUGCCAUCCCCACAAUCCCCAACAAAAACCACACGGUGGGUCUUUUGAAGAUAUUUAGCAAGACGUUCCAGAAUUGCCGAUGGGAGGUUGGAAUAGAGUAUGGAAAACUCUUUCAAAACUGUAUGGCGAGAGGAUUGGGUCGCAAGAAAAUCACUUGUGACGACAUGUACACCGGCAACACCACCCAGACGAAGUAAGAAAUGUCGUAUACCGUAUUGAAUAUAUUGCUAUUUAACCAUAGAAAGCCUUUUUCAAGGCCCCAGUGGUAUCUGCCACCAACUGCCGGCCUUGGUCCAUCACUGCAUCCAUCACCAUCGUCGUAUGUGGCAUGCCCUUGUAGAUGACGAUGGUGGUAUCCACACCGUUUUUCUUCAAUUUGGCCGCAUACGCUUCAGCUUCGCUCCGCAAAAUAUCACACUCAGAAGCAGCAAUAAAACAUGGUGGAACUUUGGCCAUACUUUCAUCGGAGUAGAACAACGGAGAAGACUCCGGCUUACCUGCGUCUUCAGGAUUGGGCAAGUAUAAUCUUCUGUACCACAACAUUUUUUCGGCUGGCAACUGGGCGGUGAACUCAUUUUCCCCCCAUGAUGGCUGGGUUUCAGCAGUGGCAGUGUUGUCAGUGACAGGAACUACUUGUACCUGGAAUGCCAAUGGAGGUAAGGUUUGUGCUAGCGGGGAUGAAGCGUACUUGUUUGUGACAAUGGCAGUCAAGUUUCCACCAGCAGAAGAACCCCCCACUGCAACCUUGGUGCCAUUGAUUCCCAAGAUGGUGGGGGCUGAUGCAAGCCCCCAGAUUGCAGCUUCAUAAGCAUCAUCUACACAUGCAGGAAAUGGGUCUUCAGGGGCCAACCGAUAGUCCACCGUCACCACCACACAUUGGGCGAGUUCGGCUGCGUUGGUACAAUAGGAGUUUUCAGUGCUAAUACCACCAAGCACCCAGCCCCCACCGUGAUACCAGAUAAAGAGUGGGAACCCUCCAGCAGGUGGGUUACCAUUGGGGACAAAUACUCGAGCAGGAAUGGGGGGACCAGAGGUGUGGACUCGCGGAAUCUCGAUAUCGAACGUUUCCUUCACGUCUGCCAACGGGCUCUGUCCGGGAAUGACAUUCCCUGAUGCGCGUAUGUCUUGAAGUGGCACCCGGUGGGUGGCCAUAAGGUUAGAAUUAUGGGCCAAGUUGGUAUUGAAAAACUCCACAUAUUUGGGGUCAAGCUUUCCUUGCAUAGACUUGUGGAUGGUGAAUGGGGGUUCUGGAAUGCCUCCAGCAAAGGAGUAGUCUUCCUGGAGAGUGUACUUGUAUUGGGCCAUUUUUUUUGAAGGUGUUGGAGAACAAACCGGUGGAGGUGAGUCUUUAUAUUGUGAGAGCAUUGUUCUCCACAGGAGGUCUUAUCGCGGGACGGUGGU